GCUGUUAGUCAGGUUAGGCCUAAGUGAAUCAAUCAGAAUUUUCAGAGAGAAAGGAGAGAAUGUCGGCGGCUUUCGACUCCCUGUCAAAUCUCUUAGAUUUUUCAAAGAAAACAUCGGUUUUACCAUUGUUUACGGGUUGUACUGCAGCAUAUAUUGUAUAUUAUUUAUUAUGGCUAGUAAAGAAACCGAUUAUUGCCUGUAACCCAUCAAAGAAGCACUUCCUUCUAGAACGGAUGCCUAUAUUGAAGAGGAAAUUUUGGCCUACAAUUUGGUGUACAGGUUACCGACUACAGACAAUAGUACGAAUGUUUAUAAAGGAAAAUCCACAAGUUGGAUUCGAUAGGGAAACUAUUAACUUGAAAGAUACAGGAGAAAUAGCUCUAGAUUGGCUUCACCCGGAGGAGGAUGAUGAAAAAAAGUUGAUUGUCCUUAUCUUGCCAGGAUUAGUAGGAAGUAGUGACGAGAGCUACUGUCGACAUUAUGCCCAACAGGCCUACAACAGGAACGUUAGAUCGGUCGUCUUUAAUUAUCGCGGAAAUGGAGGCUCCACCCUGAGGACUGCUCGCACAUACUGUGCCACUUAUACCGAUGAUCUAUCGCAAGUUAUUCAGCAUGUUCAAAAACGUUAUCCAAAAAAUGCUGGAAUUUUGGCAGCUGGCGUCUCUCUCGGUGGCCUCAUUCUUACUAAUUAUUUGGCAAAGGUUGGAAAAAAUUCUGGUAUAAAAGCAGGCUUUACUGUAUCAGCCGCGUGGAAUGUUUUCGAAUCUUGCAAAGCCCUUGAACAACCUAUCAAUUGGUUUGUCUUUAACCGUCUCCUAGCCGAAGCUCUUAUCUCAAAGGUUAAAGAACACGCACAACUUUUCAAGAAUGAAUUUAAGGAUAGCUUAGAUUUUAAGAAGGUUUGGAAUGCUAAAACAAUAAGAGAAUUUGAUGAUUCUUUUACCUGCCGGCAAUUUGGCUACUCAAGUUAUGUGGAAUACUAUGAAGAUGCUUGUACUCAUAAAAAAUUACACCAUAUACAAACUCCAUUAUUAUGUUUAAAUGCCGCCGACGAUCCUUUUUCUCCAGCUCACGCCAUUCCCCUUGAAGAGGCCGAAAAAAGUGAGAAUGUUGCAAUUAUAGUAACAGCCAAAGGAGGGCACAUAGGUUUUAUGGAGGGUAUGUGGCCUUCGGGUGCAAAUUACAUGGAUUUAGUUCUAGCCGAGUAUAUAGACGUCACUUCCUCUAGUUAAUACUCUCUCUCUCUCUCUCUGUCUAUUUUCUAUCGGUCUCUCUCGUUCGCUCUAGUUUCCAUAUCUCAUAAAUAAUUAAAUUUAUUUUUUGGUUGGUCUUCUAUGCAAUAUUCUUGACUCAAAUAUGAAUUAAAUAGGCUAAAAAAUAAAGAGGAAGAAGAAAAAAACAGCGCGUUCAUUGUAAAAAAAAAACAAAAACAACAACCUAAGUACUUACUUUGCAGAGCAACAAUAACAACAAUAAUGUAACUUUCUUCUAGUUUUCUGGUUUUUUUUUCUUUUUUUUUUGCGUCCAAAUGUAUUGUAUUAAUAAAGAUUACGUAAUUAUGUAAUAAAUUGGAAAAUAGAUUUUUUAUACAUAUUUUUUUAUCUUAUAAUUAUUUAUGCAAAAUUGAGCAAAAUAAAUACAAAUUCUAUUGCAAUAAUUAUUAUUAACAAUGAUGAUUAUGAUGUAAAACAAUAAAAGAAUAAGUAACUAAAAUUA
Messenger RNA from Dimorphilus gyrociliatus, 1716 nucleotides. The record is from the annotation of a GenBank genome assembly. NCBI's taxonomy places the organism in Eukaryota, Metazoa, Annelida, Polychaeta, Dinophilidae.